AUGGGUCCAGCAAAAGGUUCUCGCACAAUCCACAAGAUCACAAUAAAAAGACACGAGGAUCGACAGCAUCAUGAGGAUCCAACUAGUUCAAGCAAUGUGAAACUUAAAAUUUCUCAGAAGAGGAAGAGGUCAGACUUAGAUCCCCACUGGAACAGGGAUGAGCUGAUGCACUUUUAUGGAGCCUACCGGCGGCAUGGAAAGAAUUGGAAAAAGAUCAGUGCAGUAGUUGGCAGCAAAUCGGCAGACACUGUAGAAGCUCUUUACUAUGUGCAUCGGACUUUCUUAUCUCUUCCGGAGUGUGAAGGUACUGCCAGGGGAUUUAUUGCAUUGGCUGCUGGUCAUGACAAUGCUUUGGAAUCUCCAAGUCAAAGAGAAACUGAUCAGAUGGUUACAUCAUCUGGGAAGGGACGGAGACGUGGAGAAGCUGCGUGGCAAAAAGAGAAUGCAGCACCUAACCCUCACAACGCCUUCACAAAUCAGGAAAUGAGAAUUGCUGGCUUUACAUCUUCUUUCAAGAAAAGAUACCAUGGAGGCAAGUAUUGCAAGGCAAAUAUGCCAUGUCCUUUUGGUUCCCUUAAACGUAGUUUUGAUAGUUUCAUGUUCUUUUUAUUUUCAGAACUUGUCAGGUACAUCAGUAGACAUCCUGUUCGGAAACGUACUCCUCGUGUACCAGUUUUACUUCCUUUGGACAUCAAUUCUACAAACAAGGCUAAUGAAGAGAUAAAUAAUGAUGGAAGCUCUCCUGAUGGAAGUUCAGGAAUCACUGAAGCAAAGGUUGUUCAGGGCCAGACUUUCUUGGAAAUCAAAGGAACUGAAGAUACUGAGAUAUCUCAGUCCCAGCAACAUUUAAAUUUGAAGAAGAGAAGGAUUCAGCAAAGCAUGGACGAAGGCCAGACCAGCAAAGUUGAGCCUGGUACCACGAUGGUGGCUGAAAAAGAAGGGCAUAACUUAUCUGAUUAUGAGAGACUUAGUCGGUUAUUUUCUCCAGAGGAGAUGAUGGUCUUAGAUGUGUUGGAGAGUCUGGUGACUGUGCCCAAUGAAACGUCACAGGCCAAGAUUAAUAGUCCUUCAGGUACAUGUGGAAAGAUAAUUUCUGCAUCAUGUAACACACAGGAGGAAGGGCUUUCUCCUGUCGAUCAAUCUAAACAAACGAAGCAAGAUAGUGAUUCCAGUGCUUCAGAGGAAAGGAAAAAAAGGAGAAAGAAGUUACCAGAUGAAGAGGUGCUGGCUGAAGAACAAAUCAGUUCUGGUAAUACUUCAGUUAUACCACAAGCAUGUCAGCUUGAUGCCACGGAGCAGCCCUCCUUGAAUUCUGACUUUGAGAAAGAAGCAAUAGAUAUACCUGAAUCAACUGCAAAUAUUUGUGCUGAAGUAUCCCCUGAUGCACCGAUGGAAAUUGACCCUCAAAUAAAUAUGUCAAGGAAGAGCAAAAGAAAAUCCAAAGUACAAUGCAAAAAAAACUAUGUGUUUUGCAAUGAAGGUGCCGAUAAUUUACAGGCAAAGAAAUUGCUGCAUUGCUUGUCAUCUGAAUCACUUCGUAGAUGGUGUACAUACGAGUGGUUCUACAGCGCAGUUGAUUAUCCAUGGUUUAUGAAUAAUGAAUUUGUGAACUACUUAAAUUUUGCAAAAUUGAGCCAUCUUUCAAGGCUCACUCGAUCUGAGUGGAGCACAAUCCGAAGUUCUCUCGGCAAGCCCCGUCGCUUUUCCAAUCAUUUCCUGGCAGUAGAAAAGGAAAAACUUGAGGAUUAUCGACAAAACGUUAGGAAAUACUAUGCUGAACUAAGUGAUGGCUUGCGGGAUUCUCUACCAACAGACCUUGCUCGGCCUUUUUCAGUUGGCCAGCAUGUCAUUGUUCGUCACCCGAGUACCAGAGAACUUGCUGAUGGUAAAGUGGUAAUCAUGGAGCGGGAUUGUUACAAGGUCCAGUUUGAUAGCCCUGAUCUAGGUGUUGAUAUAAUUAAGGACACUGAUUGUAUGCCUGUAAACUGGUUGGAUAAUCUGCCUGACGAUCUCAAGAAGAGGAGCUCCCUCUCAAAUAAUGCACACCGCAAACCGGAUUUUGAGCACAUUCCGGAGCUUACUUCAAAGGAGAGCUGGGGUAAUAUCAUGAAUGACAUUUCCGUACCUGAGUCGUCCAGUAGUCGACAGGCUUCAUCUUCUGUGGGCGGUGAACUGCUACCCAGCAAGAGUACCACCAUUUGUAGAUCUACACUGCCACCAUUCCACCCACUCCAGUCCGCCGCCGACAGUUUACAAUCAAGGGGUCGCUCAAACAACAACAGUGGUCAGAGUGAUGAACUGGAUUCUCAUGUUACUGCAUUUGUCCAGAAAUCGCUUAAACAAGCCAAACAGAUGGUUGGUGAAGUCAUGCAGGCAAGCUAUGGAAAUGGUAAUGAAUCUGGGGAAGAAGCAACACCAUGUAUAAGCCUGGAAUCUGAGUCUACUCUUGAUGAUGCCCAGCUUCCAUCCACCCUGAUAGAGAACUGUGUUGCUACAGUUAUUGCAAUCAAGGAGCUGAGCGAGCAUCGGCACCCGCCUGCCAAGAUAGCAGGUGUGCUGGAGCGUGCUUUUUCGAUGCUGCGCCCAAGCUGUCCAGAGAACCUCGCGAUCUACAGCGAGAUAGAGAGCUACAUCGCCGUCGUCAAGAGCCAGAUACUAGCACUUGUGCCAACAACAUCUGGCAAUGCAGCUCUGGCAAUGUAG
Triticum turgidum subsp. durum (durum wheat) is the source of this 2703-nucleotide messenger RNA. The record is from the annotation of a GenBank genome assembly. NCBI's taxonomy places the organism in Eukaryota, Viridiplantae, Streptophyta, Magnoliopsida, Poales, Poaceae.